CGCAAAACAUCGCGCGUGCGCACCAGGGAGCGGCAGGCCAGUGGAUCAGGUGGCUACACACUCCGAGCUAACUGUCAACAAGAAACAACUGCUUGUACACCUUAUACCUCAACAUGUCGUCCGACUUUGAGGCAUAUGAGCAGGACUUCGGAACCCUCACUGCCGAGAUAACCAACAAAGUGGGGCGAAUUCCCAAACUAAGUGGAGAGGAGAAGACGCAGCUGGUUCUAAAUGUCGACAAGCAGCUCGAAGAAGUCAGAGAGCUGAUGGAACAGAUGGACUUGGAGGUGCGGGAGAUCCCGGUCCAGAGUAGAGCCAUGUUCAACAGCCGGCUGAAGAGCUACAAGCAGGAGCUGGAGAAGCUGGAGAAGGACUUUAAAAGGUCACGCAUCGCCUACAGUGAUGAGGUUCGCAACGAGCUGCUGGGGGACGACGCUGGCUCCUCCGAGAACCAGCUGAUAAAGUUACGCGAGGAGAGAGCCCAUCUACUGGACAACACAGAGAAGCUGGAGAGAUCUUCCAGGAGGCUGGAGGCUGGGUACCAGAUAGCCGUGGAGACUGAGCAAAUCGGUCAGGAGAUGCUCUCCAACCUGAACACUGACCGCGAGAAGAUCCAGAGAGCUAGAGAGAGGCUGAGGGAGACGGACGCCAACCUGGGCAAGAGCUCGCGGAUCCUCACCGGCAUGCUCAGAAGGUAAGAGCCAGGAUAAUCCAGAAUCGGUUCCUGGUCUUCAUCCUGGGCGCCAUCAUCCUCAUCACCAUCAUCUUGGCCCUGUAUUUUAACCUCAGAGGACGCUGAGCACACACACACACACACACACACACACACACACACACACACACACACACACACACACACACACACACACACACACACACACACACACACACACACACACACACACACACACAAACAAAGAAAUCCCUACAUACAAACACAUGAGCAGACACACACAAGCUUAUGCUGAAACGUGUAUGUGCACACACACGUUUCACGCAGACAAACACUCCCCCUGACCAAGAGAAGCACACACACACACACACACACACUCACACAAAUACUCCCUGUCACACUCAAACACACACACACACACACACACAUGCUCCCUUAGACCCUAACAGAGAAAUGUGUGUGUUUGAUUAAUAGCGACAAAGCGCUGUUGUGGAGUAAUCAGGACAAAUAGACCUCAUGAAUCACUGUUCCCCCAACCUGACAGAGAGCUCGCUCUCUCGCUCGCUCUCCUUCUUUCUCCCUCCUCCCUUCUUUUUAGGUCCCCUAUACCCUCUGCCUUUAUUUACUUUUCUCUCUCAUUUAGGAUAUGUCUUUUUCUCUGAUUCUUGCCUUUCUGUCCAGGCCUGUAUUAGCCUGGUGUGUGUCUGUGUGUGUGUGUGUAUGGGAGGGUGGGUGUGAGUGAGGGAGACUGCAUGUGUGUGAGACUGUAUGUUUUCUGUGUUAUAUGUGUAGCUGUGUGUGUCUUUGUUUCUAGAUAUAAUAGGUUCAUAACCUUCUCAUCCGUGUGAGCGCAUCAUUUUAGAUUUGGGAAACUGCAUAGUGUUUGCAUGGCUUUUAUGAGUGUGUGUGUGCAAAUGCGGAAGUUAGUGUGUGCAUGCUGUUCUACAUGAGUGUGCUGGUAUUUGCCAGGUACUCGGUGUCUCAUUUAAGGACAUAACCCUCCACAAUGUUUACGUAGCGUAAACUACUGUAGUAAAACGAUUGUAAUAAGAUAUUAAUCUGAGCUCUAGUUCAGCUCCCCAAACAGACCUAGGCCCGGUCUUUAGAUGGAGUCAGGACUUUAAAUUGUCUUUCCAUAUUCCCUAACAAGCCCUAGGUGUUCAAAUGUAUUCUAGAAAGUACAAUCACUCAGAUACAAAUUGAGUCUUCUGAUUGGCCGCUUCAUCGGAACCCCUCCCUGUUGCUCAGCGCCGUCAGAAGUUGAAUUAACGAAGGCAGUUUUCCACGAGGCAAGCACACAUUCCUCUGACAUCAUAACCCUGUUUGUUCUGCUGAUCUGACACAAUGAUGCUAGAACACGCACACACCUUUCUAAACAUCCCCCUCACAUUCCACCCCCAACACACACACACACACACACACACACACACACACACACACCCAGGCACACACACUGAAUAUACAACCGUCUUCAAUUUUUUGUACAGUAUCUGUCAGUGGUAGAGAGUAACGCAUUCUAGUCAACACAGAAUACAAACGGUAUGAUCUUUUACAUGUUAUCCGCCAUCUCUCUCUCUCUCUCUCUCUCUCUCUCUCUCUCUCUCUCUCUCCUUCUCUAUCUCUGUCUCUCUCUAUUUAUUUAUGGCACGUGCAUUUGUUUUUGAAAUUAAAGAUUCUGUGUUGAAAGUGUAUUUUGCUGAUUUUUGGAAAGUAUUUUAAAUGAAAGCUGCGUGGUUCCAUUAUGCUGUCUGUGUUUGAGGGAGAGGAGGUUGUGUAGGAGGGCCCGGGACAGCUAUAAUGAAUCAACAUUUUAUGUAAAAGGGUCCAUAUUUGACUGUUUAUUAACAAUAAAAUACCUUCUCUGAGCUCUGUAAA
Molecule: messenger RNA, 2548 nt
Organism: Gadus morhua (Atlantic cod)
Lineage: Eukaryota; Metazoa; Chordata; Actinopteri; Gadiformes; Gadidae
Gene: vti1a
Product: vesicle transport through interaction with t-SNAREs 1A
Exons: 9
Coding region: 114-698 (194 amino acids)
Biological process (GO): vesicle fusion with Golgi apparatus; intracellular protein transport; intra-Golgi vesicle-mediated transport
Cellular component (GO): late endosome membrane; Golgi apparatus; ER to Golgi transport vesicle membrane
Molecular function (GO): SNAP receptor activity; SNARE binding
Source: RefSeq, a predicted model, not a curated record